Molecule: messenger RNA, 366 nt
Organism: Monascus purpureus
Lineage: Eukaryota; Fungi; Ascomycota; Eurotiomycetes; Eurotiales; Aspergillaceae
Source: the annotation of a GenBank genome assembly
AUGCUGGGAAAGCCGUUCGUGUUUUACGGCAUGGACGAUGAUUUCCAGGAUAUGGAGAAGGUCUCGGCACAGACGCAGCGGAUCGAGACAUUGCUUGCUGAAGGGAAGACACUUGCGAUAUUACUCGCGGUCUUUGAUCCUUGCGGUAAAUUAUACGAUGGCGUUCUCGUCGAGAUGCUAUCGGAGAGUUUUCCACUUAGGGAAUCCAAGGGGAGGGUAGCUGAGGCGAGGCUCUUGACGCUGAUUCAUUUUACAGCGAGUGUUCCUGUGGAUACUGCGGCCAAGGCCAUAGGGUUGGGGAGUUCUGGGGGAGGAGAUGCGUAUCAUGCCGAGUGGCUGACGCCGAGAUUCCGGCUUGUAGACUGA